AUGGCAAUGAAUCAAGACAUUACACAAGAAUUCAAAGGAGCUGAUUUAAUUAGAACAUAUGCUGAUUAUAUUGAUGUAAUGAGAAGUAUAUAUCAACUCACAGAUAACAAUGUAGAAAGCACUUUUAUCAAAGUUAAAGAAAUCUUACUGAAUAAAUAUAAUUUAAGAACAUGGGAGAUUCUAAAUACGGUGGGGAGAUGUCUUUAUUUUAGGUACCGUUACAUGAAGACAUAUAUAAAACUUUAUGACUUGAUUAACCGUCUUGAAAAUAACAAAAUAAAUUUUUUAUAUGUAGAACAAAUCAAAGGUGUAAUCUCUGCAAUUCAAAAUAACAAGCAAAUAAAAGACAAUUUUUUUAGAGACUACCAUGAACUUUUGAAACCAAAAUCAUUAUUUAAUUCAAUCAUGAAUGAUGACCUCGAAACAAUGAUAUAUAUUGUCAAUCAGCCAGGUUUUGACAUCAAUAUCAAAAUGAAAAAAUUUUUAUUUAACAUUAAGAUGCAAUUCAAUCUUUUAGAAGUUUGUUCUUAUUAUGGUUCAGAAAAGUGCUAUUUAUAUUUAAAACAGAACUAUAAUUUCGAACCUUCUGAUCUUUCGAUUGCAUUCUCGUUCUUAGGUGGAAAUCCAAAGAUUAUUCAUGAAUCAUUACCUUUAAUAAAUUCUUCAAAUAUUCUUCAAAGUGUUGAAUAUGCAAUUAUGUCCCACAACAUUGAUUUCUUCAACUACUUAAAUAGCAACUACCCACCUCAAAAUAUUUGUGAAAUAGUCGCAAACUACUAUAAUCUUGAAGCAUUUUUGAUAGCAAUUGAUUCGGGACAAAUAUCUUCUUUUGAUAAAAUUAUACUCAAAUUCAAUAUUGAUGAUUUGCUCGUAUAUAUAUUUAAAAAAUUCAAGCAAAGUGCAGUCGAAAAAUUUAAUAUUAUACGUGCAAUUAGAUUUUAUAAUAUUCCAAAAACUAUUAAAUACGCCAUCGAAAGUGGAGUCAGUAUCACAAUAAUGGAUUUGAAUAAUGUAGGAGCUCUUCAUUUGGCUGCAAAAUAUAAAUUGAAAGAAAUAGCCGAACUUUUGAUUUCGCACGGAUUAGAUAUCAACGCAAAAGAUAAUACUGGAAGGACUCCACUUCAUUAUGCAGCAGAGGAAAGUUUAGAUAUGGUAGAACUCCUUAUUUCACGCGGUGCAGAUAUUAAUGCAACAACACACCGAAGCGAAACUGCCCUUUAUUUGGCACAAUGUUCUCGUAAAAACGAUAUAGUAGAAUUCCUUAUAUCACAUGGUGCAAAGUAA
Trichomonas vaginalis G3 is the source of this 1284-nucleotide messenger RNA. Its product is annotated as proteasome regulatory particle assembly. The transcript has a single exon. The record is from RefSeq and is a predicted model, not a curated record. Lineage: Eukaryota; Parabasalia; Trichomonadida; Trichomonadidae. The coding region runs from base 1 to 1284 and encodes 427 amino acids. Gene Ontology annotation, molecular function: protein binding.